GCCGCGGACAACAGUACACGGAGCUCUACGUACAAGUCUCCCUGUCCGGACCGGCUAGUCCUCAGUUCACCAGAUACUGCGCUGGCGUGUGGAUCGAUUUUUCCAAUUUACGGGUGCCUUGUAACUCUCAUCGAUAAGAUACUAUUAAGACGAUUUAGAUGAAAGUUGCGUGGAAUUCGUCAAUCACCUGUCGUGAUAAGAGUACCUGUGAUCGCGUCUCACGUUUUCUGGUGAACCGCAAGUUUUAAUUUGUGUCUCUUUCCUGAGUGCCGGGGAAACAUCUGUUGCCGACUGCGCGUGAACAGCUUAUUAUCUGUCUUUCGAGAUUCUCGGAAAGUAUCUUUGUCCUCUUGCGGCCGGUCGUUGUCUAAAAACUCGAAAGUGCGCCCAACGUGGUCUUGCGCAAGUCGCUUGUGUCUAUUUACGGUAAUAGUGCGAUAAGGGAAUCCCAAGUGGACUAAAGUGGUUAUUGGCAAAGUUCGCGAUUUUUUUCUCUUGACACGGUCCAAGUGAUUACUCGAAAUAGUCCGAUACUAUCUAAGCUUCUUGCUAAGUCCAGAUAAGGAAGAUAACAAAAUGCAUAGACGCAUAAGUGUUUGAUAUCAAAAGUGAAUUGUCGCCAGUGUACGCGCUAUCAGUGGAACUUGUUGCAUUGCUACUGUUUUUGGUUUUACUGUUACGUUGUUGUCAAACGACCUUAGGCAAAUUGUUGGUGUCAACCUAGUACUUCCAGUAUUUUCCAGUUUCUAACGCUCUCCUUGGACUGUCAUCGGAGUCAUAUACAAGUCAACUUUUCCACAAAUCACCUGCCAAUGAGAACAGGUGUCAGCUGGGUACACUAAUCGUUGCUUUUGAACAGAUCACCUUGGCUCCAGCGUAAUCAUCUCCAUCAUCCCCAGAUUUGGGCACACAACCUAAAUGACUUUGUGAUUUUUCUUUGAAAUAUCCAGAUUAGCUUAGUCGUCAUGAUUUUUAUCUGAAUGCAGCACGCCGCACAUGAAAGAUAUAUGAUUCCAACGUCUAUUUGCGAAAGUUUGUGUUUAGUUGGUCCGUUCGGAGAAGACCAGUAUAUGACAAUAGCCGGAAGAUUAGAAGAGUCGUGGAGGAGCUUAUCUUCCAAACUGAAGUAGUUACACAUAAUUUAAUAAAGUUGAUAAGAGCGAUCCGUGGUGAUAAUGGCUACGGUGGUUGGAGAUAUCUAAUUCAUUUGCACGUCAAAUCUCAGCCAGUCGAGAAGUUUGACUAUGGUGGCUCCAGGAAGGUUGCAUUUGUGGUUAAAGAAGUGAUCAACGCAAUUCAAGUGAAAAGUGGAACCAAAUUCCAAGUCUUCAAGUGAGUGUUUAGUGCGGGAUUUUUCGUAAAGGUGUAUCGAUUUUAAAAGUUCCCGGUAAUAAUGGAAGCUAUACAACGGACGCUACCCCCCAAUCCAAAAGAUGAAGCCAACUUUUUGUCGGAAUUGUUAUUUGCAUGGACAGUGCCGAUUUUCAAGCGUGGUUAUUCGAAAACCUUAGAUAUUGCCGAUCUUUUUCAACCCCUGCGUGUUGAUCGGUCUGAAUCGCUGGGCGAUCGAUUAGAUAAAGAAUGGCUGCACCAAGUGAAAACCACCAAGAAACCAUCGCUAAUGAAGGCCAUGAUGAAAACCUUCUGGAAGGAAAUCGUAUUUAUGGGACUUUUGGCUGUGGUCAACGAAAUAGGAGUCCGAUUAGCCCAGCCAAUUAUUUUAGGACAACUUCUACUUUAUUUUCGUCUAGGCAUAAAUAAGGACGAAGAUAGCAAAAAUGAUGCCCUUGCCUACGCUGGAGCCUUAGUUGCCUUGACUGCCAUAAGUGCCCUAACAUUCAAUCACUUCACAAUGUGUGCUUUUCACAACGGUAUGAAACUUCGAGUUGCGGUUUGCAGUGUGAUCUAUCGAAAGGCCUUACGGUUAUCAAGGACUGCGUUAGGAGACACAGCUCCUGGGAAGGUGGUCAAUUUAUUAUCGAACGAUGUCAGUCGAUUUGAUAUUGUGUCCAUCUUUGUGCAUUCAAUGUGGACCGCGCCUUUGUUGGCUGUGAUUGUUGGGAUUUUACUUUGGAACGAGAUUCAAUGGGCAGGGCUCGUGGGCAUUGCAGUUGUUUUCUUCGUUGUCCCGAUUCAAUCAUAUACCGGAAAACUAUCAUCAAAGUUUCGUUACCAGACUGCAGUUCGAACGGAUGAGAGGGUCCGAUUUAUGGAUGAAAUUAUUUCAGGGGUUCAGGUCAUCAAAAUGUAUGCCUGGGAGAAGCCAUUCUCCAAACUCAUUUCAUUGGCCCGUCGCAUGGAAUUGAAAAUUGUCCGGAAAAAUUCACACGUCCGCGCCUUGUACAUGACCUUCAAUUUGUUCACAACUCGCGCUGCCAUCUUCUGCACCAUGUUGACCAUAGCCUUGACCGGCGGAGAGAUAACGGCAGCAAAAAUUUUCGUCCUUUCAUCAUAUUUCAAUGUAAUUGCCUGGACAAUGUCACAAAUGUUUGUUCGUGGGGUAGCUGAAAUAGCAGAAGCUUGGGUCUCAUUCAAACGUCUCCAAAAGUUCUUGGAAUACGAAGAAAAGACGGAGAGUCCGAAAGCAUCCAAACAGGCUUUCCUCCAAGAAUUCGGUCUCAAUGGAAACUCUAACGAGAAGAUCAAUAUGAAUGGAAAUGUUAAUGUUGUACCACCGGAUGUUCUGGUUCAAUUGAACAAUGUAACAGCCAAAUGGUCCGACCCCAUCCAGCAAGAAAUCAACCCCAGAACCGGAAGACCCAUGAAGAGAAACAUUGGGAGCGAGAAGCAUAGUAGCGAUAGCUACGACUCGCCGACGUUAAGCAACGUCAGUAUUGAUUUCAAAAAGGGAAAGUUAAUUGGUAUCAUUGGUUCAGUGGGAGCGGGUAAAUCAUCGCUUCUACAGGUAAUUCUAGAAGAACUUCCAAUUGAUAGUGGUUCAUUGGUUGUACAAGGAAAAAUUUCUUAUGCAUGCCAAGAACCCUGGGUGUUUGCUGCUACCGUACGGCAGAACAUCCUCUUCGGCCAGGAAAUGGAAAAAUCUAGAUAUGAUUCCGUAGUUAAAUCAUGCGCUUUGGUUAAAGAUUUUGAGCAGUUUGAGAAUGGCGAUAAGACCAUUAUCGGCGAGAAGGGAGCAUCAUUGUCUGGCGGUCAGAAGGCGCGUAUAAAUUUGGCCCGAUCUGUUUACCGGGAAGCAGAUGUAUAUCUAUUGGAUGACCCUCUAAGUGCAGUAGACGCUCACGUGGGUCGACAUUUGUUCGAUGAAGUAAUUGGACCAAGUGGGCGAUUGGCACGAAGACGAGCUACAAGGAUUUUGGUGACUCAUCAAGUUCAUUUCCUGAAGGAGGCUGACUGGGUUGUGGUUUUGAAUGACGGCAAGGUAGCCAUGCAAGGCACACCAAACGACCUGGUCAAAAGCGGAGUUGAUUUCGCCGAACUCUUGGAACAGGACGAAAACGAACAAGAGGAAGAAAACGCGCUUGGUCGACGCAGUGGACGAUCAUCAUCAAGAUCCCUGGCAUCAUCUAGACACACCCUCGAUGGUGACAAUGAGAGCGACAAUGAGGAAGAACGCAAAGUUUUGGAGGAAGCGCAUAGAAUGGAAGCAACUUCAAAAGGAACAGUCAAAGGCUCUGUUGCUGGCAAUUACAUGAAAUCAAGUGGCUCAUAUGUAAUCCCGGUGAUUAUUAUAAUCCUUUUCAUCCUGACCCAAUUCUCUGCAAGUUUCGCCGAUUUCUGGGUAUCGUUCUGGACUAAGCAGGAAGAGUUGCGGUCUUAUUAUGAGAACCAUAACUUCACGGUGGACAAUGUUGGGCCAUUUAGUGGCGAUCUGGAUCUAGUCAUGCCGAAUGAGACGUCCCUCGUGGAUCAGUUUAACAGUACGCUGAAUGAAACUACUGUGGAAAGACAAACGGGACCCGUUGCAUACCUGCUGAGUACUGAUUUCUGUAUGAGCAUUCAUGGCAUCCUGAUUAUUGCAAUCUUUGUCAUUGGAAUCACAAGAUCCGUCGGAUUUUUCGGAAUGGCCAUUCGAGCAUCACAAAAUAUGCAUGAUGGAAUGUUCAAAGGAUUAAUUAAUGCUCCAAUGCGUUUCUUUGAUACCAAUCCGUCCGGUCGUAUUUUGAAUCGUUUCUCGAAAGAUAUGGGCGCCACCGAUGAACUUCUGCCUAAAGCGUUACUAGACGCUGGUCAAAUCAUCCUUAAUAUGUUGGGAGCUAUCAUUGUAACAUCAAGUGUUCAACCCCUGUUCCUUAUUCCUGUUCUUUUGCUGGGAGUACUGUUUAUGAUUAUUCGAAAAAUAUACCUGAAAACGUCUAAGAAUAUCAAACGGUUAGAAGGAAUAACAAAAUCUCCGGUAUUCACACAUCUUGCUGCCUCACUGAGCGGAUUGUCAACUAUACGAGCCUAUGGAGCCCAGAAGGAACUCAUAAGAGAGUUCGACGCUCAUCAGGAUAUACACACAGCAUCCUGGUACAUGUUCAUUAGCACGUCGACAUCUUUUGGACUUUCGCUGGAUAUAAUUUGUUUAGUGUUCAUGGCGUGUGUUACUUUCUAUUUUGUUGUAAUCGAUGCAGGUGCUAUGGGCGGUGAAGUUGGUCUGGCAAUCACCCAAACAAUGGCUCUAACCGGUCUCCUGCAAUGGGGCAUCCGACAAAGUGCCGAAGUAGCAAAUCAACUUAUGUCAGUUGAAAGAAUUCUCGAAUAUCGUGACUUGGAGCACGAAAAAGAACCCACGAAAGAGACCCAAGUUGAGAAGGAUUGGCCACAAAAGGGACGCUUGGAAUUCCGACAAGUAUUCUAUCGUUAUUUCGAAGGAGCUGAGCCAGUCCUUAAAGGACUUAACUUUGUUAUUCAUCCGAACGAGAAGAUUGGCAUUGUCGGGCGUACAGGUGCCGGAAAGUCCUCUCUAAUUGGUGCCCUAUUUCGGUUAGCGAAAAUCGAUGGAGAUAUCCUUAUCGAUGGCGUUAACACUGCCACGGUACAACUGCAAGCUCUACGCUCGAAAAUCUCAAUCAUCCCACAAGACCCAGUCCUGUUCUCAGGGACACUUCGUAGGAAUUUGGAUCCAUUUGAGGAAUAUCCCGACUCAGAUUUGUGGCGUGCUUUGGAAGCUGUCGAGCUCAAGGACAUUGCCAGUGGACCGCAUGGAUUACAGAGUGCUGUCGCAGCUGGUGGAGGCAAUUAUAGCGUGGGGCAGCGACAAUUGGUCUGUCUGGCUCGUGCCAUUUUACGUAACAAUAGGAUUUUAGUAUUAGAUGAGGCGACUGCAAAUGUAGACCCCCACACGGAUAAUUUAAUCCAGACGACCAUCCGCGAGCGUUUCCACGACUGCACAGUCCUGACAAUUGCUCAUCGGUUGUACACAAUUAUGGACUCCGAUCGUAUCCUUGUUAUGAAUUUCGGACAUGCGGAAGAGUUCGAUACACCCUACGAGUUACUACAAUUGCCGAAUGGCAUCCUUAAAAAUAUGGUCCUUGCGACUGGAUCGCAGGAGGCCGAAAGGCUUUAUCAAUUAGCUAGGGAAAAGCAUGAAUCAAGCAUAAAGGAGUCCUGAUUCCAAAGAAACCUUGAAGGUGCUUGGAAACGUGUUUGCUAUGUAAAUAGAUGAGGAUAGGAAUUUGUGUGUGUAUGUAAGGCCUGUAUUAUGUUAAGAUUGGAAUGUAUCCUUGCAUCUUUGAUUGCAUUUAAUUUAAAUGUGCAGAUCGUUUGUACGGUUUAAGUGUUUCUGUUGUGAACGCAUGUGCAUUAGGUUUUCUCGUUCUUUUGAAAGCGUCUAUUGUAUCUGAGAAUAAUUCAAAACGUUCCAUGCAAUAUCAAACGAAAUUGUUAAUAAAUUACAAGAACUUUUAUCGAUAAGUACAGGAAAGUAAUGUACCUUGGCGAUAUGAGGCCUAUUAUACUUAAAAUGGGAGUGUAAGGAUCGAAGGUACUUUGUCUUCAUGUGCACUCGUUUUGUAAAUUUGCCAAUUUUUUAUAGAAAUUUAUAUUGUGUAUAAAUAAAGAAAUAAAUAGAAAAAGAAAAUA
This is a messenger RNA of Hermetia illucens (black soldier fly), 6024 nucleotides long. RefSeq names its product multidrug resistance-associated protein 4-like. Gene Ontology annotation, molecular function: ATP binding; ATP hydrolysis activity; chloride channel activity. The coding region runs from base 1394 to 5554 and encodes 1386 amino acids. Gene Ontology annotation, biological process: transmembrane transport; monoatomic ion transport. Gene Ontology annotation, cellular component: membrane. The transcript has 15 exons. Lineage: Eukaryota; Metazoa; Arthropoda; Insecta; Diptera; Stratiomyidae. The record is from RefSeq and is a predicted model, not a curated record.